CUAAAAAGACAUCAAAAGGUAAUCCAGGAAAACAACACUAUUGACCCCACAGCCAUCUGGCUUGGAGGACAGACAGCAGUGGAGAACUAUGAUAAUACAACAAGUCUUACUGCUACUGCUGCUCUGGAUGUGUCUGCCACAUUCCUGCUAUGCAGAAAUGCUGUUCAGAAGGACAACUGACCACCAACAGAAAGGCUUUGUGGCACGUGUAUCAGGGAGUGAUGGAAAAGCACUUCACCGCCAGAAACGGGGCUGGAUGUGGAACCAGUUCUUCUUGCUGGAGGAAUAUACAGGCUCUGAUUAUCAAUAUGUAGGGAAGCUUCACUCUGACCAGGACAAGGGAGAUGGGUCUCUCAAGUACAUUUUAUCAGGAGAUGGGGCUGGUACUCUUUUUAUUAUUGAUGAGAAAACAGGUGACAUUCAUGCCACUCGGAGGAUUGAUAGGGAGGAGAAAGCCUUUUACACCCUUCGUGCCCAGGCUAUUAACAGAAGAACUCUGAGGCCAGUGGAGCCUGAGUCAGAGUUUGUCAUAAAAAUCCAUGACAUUAAUGACAAUGAACCAACAUUUCCAGAAGAAAUAUAUACUGCUAGUGUUCCUGAAAUGUCAGUAGUUGGUACUUCUGUGGUGCAAGUCACAGCUACUGAUGCCGAUGACCCUUCAUAUGGAAACAGUGCCCGUGUCAUCUACAGCAUACUUCAGGGACAGCCAUAUUUCUCUGUGGAGCCAGAAACAGGCAUCAUCAGGACUGCUUUGCCAAACAUGAACAGAGAAAACAGGGAGCAGUACCAAGUAGUUAUCCAGGCAAAAGACAUGGGAGGCCAGAUGGGUGGAUUAUCAGGGACCACUACGGUGAACAUCACACUGACUGAUGUCAACGACAAUCCGCCGCGAUUCCCCCAGAACACCAUCCACCUCCGCAUUCCAGAAUCUUCCCCAGUUGGCACUGCCAUUGGCAGUGUAAAAGCCACUGAUGCUGACACUGGGAAAAAUGCAGAAAUGGAAUACAGAAUAGUUGAUGGCGAUGGAACAGAUAUGUUUGACAUUGUGACACAGAAGGACACACAGGAAGGCAUCAUAACUGUGCGCAAGCCACUGGACUAUGAGACGAGAAGGCUUUAUACACUGAAAGUAGAGGCUGAGAAUACCCAUGUGGAUCCACGAUUUUAUUAUCUUGGGCCUUUUAAAGAUACUACAAUUGUAAAAAUCUCUGUGGAAGAUGUGGAUGAACCUCCUGUCUUCAGCAGAUCCUCUUACCUUUUUGAGGUGCAUGAAGAUAUCGAGGUGGGGACAAUCAUAGGAACUGUGAUGGCACGGGAUCCUGAUUCUGCUUCAAGCCCUAUCAGAUUUUCUUUGGAUCGUCAUACUGAUCUUGACAGAAUAUUUAAUAUACACUCUGGAAAUGGAUCCAUCUACACUUCCAAACCACUUGACCGCGAGAUAUCACAGUGGCACAAUCUUAGUGUUAUAGCAGCCGAGAUCAACAAUCCCAAAGAUACCACUCGUGUUUCUGUUUAUGUUCGAAUUUUGGAUGUUAAUGACAACGCCCCGCAGUUUGCCGUAUUCUAUGAUACUUUUGUAUGUGAAAAUGCAAGAGCUGGACAGCUAAUACAGACCAUAAGUGCAGUAGACAAAGACGACCCCCUUGGAGGACAAAAAUUUUUCUUCAGUUUAGCUGCUGUUAACCCAAACUUUACUGUUCAAGAUAAUGAAGAUAACACUGCCAGAAUUUUGACGAGAAGAAAUGGCUUCAGUAGACAUGAAAUAAGCACCUAUUUCCUGCCAGUGGUGAUAUCGGACAAUGACUACCCAAUCCAGAGUAGCACUGGCACUCUGACCAUUCGAGUGUGCACCUGCGACAACCGUGGUAACAUGCAGUCGUGUAAUGCUGAGGCCUUGCUCCUUCCUGCUGGCCUGAGCACUGGUGCUCUAAUUGCUAUUCUUCUCUGCAUCAUUAUACUUCUAGUUAUAGUGGUGCUAUUUGCUGCUUUGAAGAGGCAGCGAAAGAAAGAGCCUCUGAUCCUGUCUAAAGAGGACAUCAGAGACAACAUUGUGAGUUAUAAUGAUGAAGGUGGUGGAGAGGAAGACACUCAAGCCUUUGAUAUUGGCACACUGAGAAAUCCUGCAGCUAUUGAAGAUAAGAAGCUUCGACGAGAUAUUAUUCCUGAAACAUUAUUUAUACCACGGAGGACUCCUUCAGCACCAAAUAAUACAGAUGUCCGAGAUUUCAUUAACCAAAGGCUAAAGGAGCAUGAUAUUGAUCCCUCUGCACCACCAUAUGAUUCACUUGCAACCUACGCCUACGAAGGAAAUGAUUCUAUAGCUGAAUCCUUGAGUUCCUUAGAGUCAGGUACUACUGAAGGAGACCAAAACUACGAUUACCUCAGAGAAUGGGGCCCUCGGUUUAAUAAGCUAGCUGAAAUGUAUGGUGGAGGAGAAAGUGACAAAGACACUUCUUAACCUCCAAUAGGGUCCAUUUGAGAGGAAGUAAUUUUACAGACACCUUCUCCACUCAACAAUAUUUAACAUUCAGGAAAAUUUUCCUGCCACUCAGCACAAUGGUUUUCUUUCUAAUUUGUUCAUUGUCAUUCAUUAUUUCUAGUAGGAUGUCACGGAAUAUAUACAGCAUUUUAUUUAAUCACCUUCCAAGAGCCAAAGCUAUGGAAAUUCAGUGUUGUCCAUUUUAGUAAGUAAAAGUACUUUCAGAAGCUUGAACAGGGUGAUAUUCCCUUAAGCAACCUCAUGUACAAGCCGCUUUUGUUAGGUACAUGUCCUACCCUUGCAAGUGCAGCUUUUAAGAAGGCAAAGAAAAAAAAAGUAUGUCCAGUUCUGUACAUUAAAAUUUUAAAAAAAUGUACAUGUGGUGUUAAUAAGUGUGAUAUGCAGCUGGUUUAAAAAAAGUUUGUGCAACUUCAUUUCAUCAAA
Molecule: messenger RNA, 2923 nt
Organism: Terrapene triunguis (Three-toed box turtle)
Lineage: Eukaryota; Metazoa; Chordata; Testudines; Emydidae
Product: cadherin-10
Exons: 11
Coding region: 89-2458 (789 amino acids)
Biological process (GO): cell-cell junction assembly; adherens junction organization; calcium-dependent cell-cell adhesion
Cellular component (GO): plasma membrane; adherens junction; catenin complex
Molecular function (GO): cadherin binding; calcium ion binding
Source: RefSeq, a predicted model, not a curated record